Molecule: messenger RNA, 809 nt
Organism: Paramuricea clavata
Lineage: Eukaryota; Metazoa; Cnidaria; Anthozoa; Malacalcyonacea; Plexauridae
Source: the annotation of a GenBank genome assembly
UCGAAGGAAAACGUCAUUGAAAAAUCAAUUGUUUCAAGGUCAUUUCUCAAUAGGCAACAGACGGUAAGAUAUAUAGUUUCAUCGUUAGUGUAUUGGACGAAAAUACAGACAAAAUAUCCAUACCAAAGAUGUUCCGUUUGUGUCUGGCUUUGAUAUUCCUCAUUUCUCUCAUUAAAAUCUACGAGAGUUCCGUCGUCGUACCAUUUAAUGACUGCGGAUCGAAGUCGACUACUGUGAAACAGUUAAAUUUCGAUUGCGAUGAAGGCAUACCAGAACCUUGUAGUUUCUUGAAAGGCAAAACAUACCACGGCAGAAUCAGUUUUACUACAAAAGCUGAAGUUCCAAAAGGUGUUAUUGUUCUACACGCAAUCAUUGGCAGUGCGACAUUACCGUUCCCGUUUACCAAGUCGGAUCUGUGCUCGGAUCACAAUCUCACCUGCCCUAUCGCAUCUGGAGCAAGUGAAGUUUUGACUAUUGAAUUGGCAGUGCCAUCAUUUGCGCCGGCCACUGACUUGCUGGCGCAGUUUGAAGUUAAACCUUCGAGCGGGUCAAAAACUGAUAUUAUGUGUGUAGAGUUUCUUGCCCAAAUCAAGGACAGUAACGAUAUAGCAGUGUGAAAGAGGACAACCUACUAGUCAGUAUGGAAAUUUACUGAUACGCAUUUUAGAAUAGAACUUGAUUAAUUUGAGGUAUAUAGUAAGUUAGCUUAUAAUCAAUUAGAAAAGAAACUAUAAUUAGUGUUCAGUGACAGUGUAAUGACUUAUAUUAGCUAAUAACUCAUAACUAUAAACAAUAUACACUAGAGAUUA